Messenger RNA from Hydractinia symbiolongicarpus, 890 nucleotides. RefSeq names its product bactericidal permeability-increasing protein-like. Gene Ontology annotation, molecular function: lipid binding. The record is from RefSeq and is a predicted model, not a curated record. The transcript is spliced from 7 exons. NCBI's taxonomy places the organism in Eukaryota, Metazoa, Cnidaria, Hydrozoa, Anthoathecata, Hydractiniidae. Bases 76 to 852 code for a protein of 258 amino acids.
UUUAUGCAUCAGUGCUUCAAAAGUGUCUUCAAACGUUGCUCAAAUAAAAAUCCAGAAAAUGAAAAGCAUGAAUAAAUGCUUUUCCAAAAAAUUUUAAAGUUUUAUAGCUUAGUGCUAACAGCGUUAUGGCUAGAUAUGUUGACCUCUUUGCUUUGUGUAGUAUUGUUAACUCUUGGCGUCUCUGGUGGUGAUUAUCUAAAAGGAGCAACUCAAAAGGGACUUGAUUACGUUCGACAACUUGGAAUACCAUUUCUUGAGAAAGAAAUUGGUACACUUUCUAUACCAGAUGUUUUAGGAGAAACAAAUACGCCGGUUGGAACCAUAUCAUACGGAUUGUCGAAGGUAAUGUUAAAAGACGUGUCUAUACCAAAAUCCAACAUGACGAUAAACCAAAGGACAGGUUUGACAGUGACAUGCAAUGAUGCAGCAUUGGACGUCCAUUCAAAUUGGCGCUACAAAGAAAAAAGUUGGCCACACAUUAAAGAUAGUGGAACAGUUAAAAUUGAAAUGAGAGAAAUACAUUUAGAAAUUACAUUUUAUAUAGAUUCAACAAACGAAAAACAACCAUUAGUAGAGACAAGAAAAUGUUUGUUGCAAAUUGGUAACUUAAAAUUAAGAUUUCACGGUGGUGCAAGUUGGUUGUAUAAUCUAUUCGCUAACACAAUUGCUUCCGAUUUGAAAGGAGUCAUCGCAAAAGAGGUUUGUAAAGCCGUUUCUAAAAUGAUUGACCAAGAAGGCGAUAAACUUCUUCAAGAACUGCCAGAAGUUGUCAAUUCGAUAAAAACGCACAUAGCUUUGUAUAGCAAAGAUGAUAACAAUAGCUAUCAAGAUAAAGUUGAACAUAAUUUGUAAAUAUAGUUUUUAAUAGCAUAAAUAAUGUUUUUAAUUUA